Messenger RNA from Linum trigynum, 1674 nucleotides. The record is from the annotation of a GenBank genome assembly. NCBI's taxonomy places the organism in Eukaryota, Viridiplantae, Streptophyta, Magnoliopsida, Malpighiales, Linaceae.
AUGGAUGGGCCUAAGGAGGGGGGACUCAGGAAUGUGAGCUCAACAUGCUCCAUAUCGGAAAUGGAUGACUUUGAUCUCUCGCGCCUCCUUGACAAGCCGAGGCUGAAUAUUGAAAGGCAAAGAUCAUUUGAUGAGAGAUCGCUAAGUGAGCUCUCAAUCGGGCUGGGAAGAGGAGGACAUGAUAAUUAUGAGAACACUUACUCGCCUGGUGCACGGUCGGGGUUCGACACACCAGCCUCGUCUACUAGGAACUCGUUCGAACCCCAUCCAAUGGUGGCAGAUGCUUGGGAAUCUCUUAGAAAAUCUAUUGUGUACUUUAAAGGUCAGCCGGUUGGAACUAUUGCUGCUGUUGACCAUGCCUCUGAGGAGGUUUUGAACUAUGAUCAGGUCUUUGUGCGUGAUUUUGUACCAAGUGCUCUGGCGUUUCUCAUGAAUGGAGAGCCUGAGAUAGUAAAGAAUUUUCUCUUAAAAACAUUGCUUCUUCAAGGGUGGGAGAAGAGGAUAGAUAGAUUCAAGCUCGGAGAAGGAGCUAUGCCUGCUAGUUUUAAAGUUCUUCAUGACCCUGAAAGAAAAACUGAUACCUUGAUUGCGGAUUUCGGUGAGAGUGCCAUUGGAAGGGUUGCUCCAGUUGAUUCUGGAUUCUGGUGGAUCAUCUUGCUACGAGCUUAUACAAAGUCAACUGGGGAUAUGACACUGUCGGAGACUCCAGAAUGUCAAAAGGGAAUGAGACUUAUACUCUCAUUGUGUUUGUCAGAAGGGUUUGAUACAUUUCCUACCUUGCUUUGUGCUGAUGGAUGCUCUAUGAUUGAUCGCAGAAUGGGUGUAUAUGGCUAUCCCAUUGAAAUCCAAUCACUCUUCUUCAUGGCAUUGCGGUCUUCUCUAUCCAUGUUGAAACAUGACACAGAAGGCAAUGAGUUCAUUGAGAAGAUCGUGAAACGGUUGCACGCCUUGAGUUUCCACAUGCGGAGUUACUUCUGGCUGGACUUCCAACAGCUAAAUGACAUAUACAGAUAUAAAACCGAGGAGUACUCACACACUGCAGUAAAUAAGUUUAACGUGAUCCCCGAUUCUAUUCCCGAUUGGGUGUUCGACUUUAUGCCAACCCGCGGUGGCUACUUCAUUGGCAAUGUGAGUCCAGCAAGGAUGGAUUUCCGAUGGUUCGCUUUGGGGAAUUGUGUUGCCAUCCUAGCGUCUCUCACCACUCCGGAACAGUCGAUGGCCAUCAUGGAUCUCAUCGAAUCUCGCUGGGAGGAGUUGGUUGGAGAAAUGCCUCUCAAAAUUGCUUAUCCUGCUAUAGAGAGCCAUGAAUGGCGCAUUGUCACGGGCUGUGAUCCCAAGAACACGAGGUGGAGCUAUCACAAUGGCGGGUCUUGGCCAGUACUUUUGUGGAUGCUGACUGCUGCCUGCAUCAAGACGGGAAGACCCCAAAUUGCGAGAAGAGCGAUCGAUCUUGCCGAGCAACGGCUGCUGAAGGACGGUUGGCCGGAGUACUACGACGGGAAGCUCGGUAGAUAUGUAGGUAAGCAGGCAAGGAAGUAUCAGACAUGGUCCAUCGCUGGAUAUCUGGUGGCAAAGAUGCUGCUCGAGGAUCCUUCGCACUUGGGAAUGAUUUCACUCGAAGAGGACAAGCAGAUGAAGCCUGUGCUCAAGAGAUCAAGCUCUUGGACUUGCUGA